Molecule: messenger RNA, 1557 nt
Organism: Aspergillus costaricaensis CBS 115574
Lineage: Eukaryota; Fungi; Ascomycota; Eurotiomycetes; Eurotiales; Aspergillaceae
Exons: 2
Coding region: 1-1557 (518 amino acids)
Source: RefSeq, a predicted model, not a curated record
AUGGCAGCGAGAAUGCUCGAUGAUGCGUACACGUCGCCCAAGGAAGAGUUUCUUAUAGGCCUCCUCGCUGCCAUGGAGGCCGGAAAUCCCACCGAAUAUUGUGCUGGUCGCGGCUACGACGUGACUCAACCUACAAUCUGGGAAGCCUUCGUGAUGAUGGGAACCGCGGGACCACACUUCGACUUGAGGCUUGCAGGCGGGGUAUACCGUUUCGCCGAUAAUGAAUUUGGCCUUUUCGAGCUGUUUGUGAAUUCGGCCAAGUCUACCAUACACGUGGACGGCGUGCUCAUGGACCCUGUUUCAGUGAAGGAAGGAGUCGUCAGCUUCGUAGCCAAUGACAUGCUGUUCAUCAUCCAAUUCCAGUGUGGACAGCCCGCUGGUGUCGAGCAGUCUCAGCCUGGCUUCGAGGGAGAGAUCUGGCCGGGAAGCCAGGAGGCACAGAAGACCAGUAUCAGCGGGAGGAAGUACUACAGCUGGGGCGAUUCCAACGACACCACCACCGACUUUAGCAGGGAUGUUGUACCAGCCGGUGGACCCGGGGUCUCCAGGGAAAAGAUGGAAGCAGCGGCGGCCGUUCGUGUGGAUGCUUCCUUCGAGUCUAUCGUGGUAUGUAUGGAUCUGCUGAACGGCUGCUAUGACCUGCAAGGAGGCGCCGCCGGCUCUCCGUUUGGGCCUGUGAUGAAUUCCUUUAUCGUCCUGACUGGUACUAUCUUGUGUGCGGGAGCCGGGGCUUAUGUGUCAAAGGGAAACUGGCCUGCAGCCAUUGGAGCAGGCAUUAGUGGCAUGGGAGUCUCAAUUGCCGGGGUGAUAGUCGCGUGUCUUUAUAAACGGUUCGCUUUCAAGCAGGCGUAUGAAAUGAAAUAUUUCAUCCGUCAGAUUGGCAACAAGAAGGAAGGAGAUUCCGAGGGUCUGCUUUCGUGGGAUACGAUAGUGGAGAGAAUUGAAAGUGAGGUGAAGCGUCUCACGCCGGAUGACCUGAAACAGGAUUCAAAGACCAACGCUAAAAUCAUCCAAAACCGCAUCGAAAAGGCGUAUAAUGACGAGGCCAGGGCGCAAGUUAGCCAAAAGGCAUUCGAUAAAUACAAGGGAUACCGAAGAAUAGCGGGAAAUGACUAUCGGGAAAAGCUCGAGGCGGGAGUGGAAGCCAAAUUCGGAGACGAUAUCGACCCCGAAAUUGUGGGAAGACGCGUCCUCGUGGAAGUCGACAAGGCAAAGGCCCGGUUGGAGGCGAAAGACUUGGAAUCCCAAAUCGAAGACCUGCUGAUUGAAAGAGACGUCAUAAGACAGGAAUGGAAUCAGAAACUGGAAGAUAUCCCCACAACCCUUCCGGAAGAGGAGCGAGAAAAAGAAAAGGAGCGAAUUGAUAAAAUAUAUGAAAAGGAAGUAGAGCGCGUGGAAAAUGAAAAAAAGGAGAAAGACAAGGAGAAGACUGAAGCUGAGGAAAAAGGCAAGCUUACGGAUUUCGAAAAGCUCAGAAAAGAAUUCAAAGAGGAGAUUCGGGAUAACAGAACACGUGCGAAAAAUGUACUAGACAAGAAUCAUCUGCCACCUGUGUGA